AUGAGGAGAUUUGCUGAGAUUGUUGAUAAACUAAGGCUGGUGGAUCUUCCUUUACAGGGGAGAGAGUUCACUUGGAAUGGGGGCCUCAAUAACCAGUCAUGGGCUAGACUAGACAGAUUUCUUGUGUCCCCUAUCUGGUUAGACCAAUUUAGGGGAGUUUUCCAAAGCAGGCUGCCUCGCCCGGUUUCUGAUCACUUCCCAGUCCUUCUAGUGGGGGGUGGGAUAAGAAGAGGUCUUUCUCCUUUUAGGUUCGAAAACAUGUGGCUUAAGGUUGAGGGAUUCAAAGACCUUAUUCGAAGCUGGUGGCGGGGGAUUGAGGUAAGGGGCAGUGCUAGCUUUAGAUUGGCUGUUAAAAUGAAGGAAAUCAAACAAAAGUUGAAAGUAUGGAAUAAAGAGGUGUUUAGGAGGUUGGACUGUAACAAAUCUUCAGCCCUGCAGCAAGUGGAUUUCUGGGACCGGGUGGAAAGCGAGAGAAACCUGAAUGUGGAGAAAAGAGAGUUAAAAAAAGAAGCAAAAGAAAGUUAUAAAAAGUGGGUGCUUCUAGAGGAAAUUCAUUGGAGACGACUUUCAAGGGAGAUCGGGCUAAGGGAGGAGGACAAAAACACGAGCUUUUUCCAUCGUAUGGCAAGUGCCUAUCGUAGAAACAACUCCCUGGACAUAGUUAAGAUUAAUGGGGAGUGGCUUUCAGAGGAGCAGAAAGUGAGAAAAGGAAUUGCUAAUGCUUUCCAGCAGCUGCUCUCAAAAGAUACGGGAUGGAAGGCGGAUAUUGGGAGGCUUCAGCUUGAUCAAAUUAGUCAGCAAGAAGUGGAGAACCUAGAGAUUCCUUUUUCAGAGACUGAGGUACAUUCGGCUUUGAUGGAGAUGAACAGGGACAAAGCCCCUGGUCCGGAUGGCUUUACUGUGGCCUUUUGGCAAAGCUGUUGGGACUUUAUUAAGACCUAUCAGCAUUUUGGGAGGGCUUUAUAA
Molecule: messenger RNA, 966 nt
Organism: Vitis riparia (riverbank grape)
Lineage: Eukaryota; Viridiplantae; Streptophyta; Magnoliopsida; Vitales; Vitaceae
Exons: 1
Coding region: 1-966 (321 amino acids)
Source: RefSeq, a predicted model, not a curated record